AGAAAAGAAAGCUAGGCUGGCCUGGGUACAAUACUUUAAUGAAAAUAAAAAUAAUAAAAAUAAAAUUUUUUGGAAGCAUUAUUGUUUAUAAUAUAAAAGGGGAGGGAGAGAGAGAGAACUUAAAGAGAAACAUAAGAUAUCAUUUCAAAGCAAAAAAGCAAAAGCAAGAGUGAAAAGAAGGGGAAGGGGAUAAUAAAGAGAGGAAUUCGAGGAAGAAGGGUUUUUUUCUCCUUUAGUGAAGAAGCUGGAGUUGUCUAAGAUGAUGCAGAUUGAGCAGCAGCAGCAGCAGCAGCCGCCGCCGCCGCAGCAGCAAAACCAGUUAACGGUUCAAAACUCUGGGAGUCUAAGCUUCAGCAGUCACUUGUCUAAGGAAGAUGAAGAGAUCUCUAAGUCUGCUCUUUCUACUUUCAGAGCCAAAGAAGAAGAAAUCGAGAGGAAGAAGAUGGAAGUUAGAGAGAAAGUUCAGCUUCAGUUAGGCCGUGUUGAAGAGGAAACUAAACGCUUGGCCGUGAUUCGUGAGGAGCUUGAAGCACUUGCAGAUCCUAUGAGGAAGGAAGUUGCUCAGGUUAGGAAGAAGAUUGAUGCAGUUAACAAAGAAUUGAAGCCAUUGGGGCACACCUGCCAGAAAAAGGAAAGGGAGUACAAGGAAGCCCUCGAGGCCUUUAAUGAAAAGAAUAAGGAAAAAGUACAGCUAAUCACAAAGUUGAUGGAGAUUGAACAGCUUGUGAGUGAAAGUGAAAGGUUGAGGAUGAAGAAGCUCGAGGAGCUCAGUAAGAACAUAGAUUCCUUACACUGAUCAUAAAUAAAAGCCUUUAGCUUUGUUUAACUGAUUAGGUAUCGUGUGAUGUAUUUAUGGUGACUUUGAAUAUCUUUAUUUAUGUGUGCUAAUGUUUUUUCGGGUUUGGUGUAUUGUAUGUUAAUCUUCGUUUGUUUCGUUAGACAUUCGAUGAAGAAUGUUAGCUGAUUUAGAAAGGGAAAUACCCUAUAAACAGAUUUGUAACUAAAUGCCUCCGGAUCUAUUGUACCUUUUGUUUAGUUAUUUCAAGUUUCCUG
This is a messenger RNA of Hibiscus syriacus, 1053 nucleotides long. RefSeq names its product probable DNA double-strand break repair Rad50 ATPase. NCBI's taxonomy places the organism in Eukaryota, Viridiplantae, Streptophyta, Magnoliopsida, Malvales, Malvaceae. The coding region runs from base 260 to 796 and encodes 178 amino acids. The transcript has 4 exons. The record is from RefSeq and is a predicted model, not a curated record.